GGAAAAACACAGGAAAUAAUACAAAAAUACAGCCUGGUGUACUUAAAGAGUACCAUUUUCAUCUGGAAUGAUCAUUAACAUUCAUUAUUGAGAUAUACAAGGCCAGGAAGAAAUGCAUAUGGUGAAACAGUUUUUAUCAUCCUACAGCAACUUGUAUAAAUUUAGUCUUCUCACUUCCAAAAGUAUAUUUCUAUUUUAUAGAAGAUACUAUAUAUAUUUAUCUUCAUUUCUGACCAACAGAAAAUGAAUUGUUUAAAAUGUGUCUGGUCACAAGUCUAUUAUAAUAUAAUUUACCACUUUAUUUAGUUGUAUAGGAUGUAUGGUAAUUGUAUUGCAAUUAUUAGCCCUUUUUAUUAGUAAUAUGUCUAUAUGAAUUAUAAUAAGAUUGUAUACAUACCUAAGUUGUCAUUUUGACCUUAUUUUAAAGCCUUUUAUGCAUUUUUUUUCACUUUUUGAAUGAAUCAAGGACCAGAAAUGAGUGGAAUACUAUCUUAAACAAGUCAAAAAUCUGUGAUGACCUUUAUAUUACUUAAAUGAUGAAUGGUAAAAACACCCACAAAAUUCCAGCUGAUAAUUACCCCAUUUAGACAUUGGCAAAUUUGUCCCUCAAUCCAAGUCAACCUUCCUUCCUCAUCAGAGUUCAUGGAACUUCAUGUGUUUUAUGUCCCUGAGGGAUCUUGGAACUAUAAGUUGAAUACAAUUUUAGUAGAAGUUGUUGACGAAUUCAUUUCAGCUGGAUUUCUAAGGCGAUCUCCUUAUUUGUGUUUGAGAUAGCUACGGGAGUGUCUUGGUGAAUUCCCUGGUGAAGAUGCUGUUGCAGAAAACUUUUUAUUUCUGAACAUUGGAAAUAAUCUAGCUGUGGUGAAGGCAACACAAGAAUCAGAACUGAAACUCAAAUUGUUCCUCCAUAUGUAUGCUCUUCAAUCAGAAUUAUAUUUGCUUCCUGUAAUGGAUCAUUUUGGAAAUAUUUACUCAGUAUCAACAAUUUCUUUAGAUGGGCGGCAGACUGAUGAUGGUGUUACUGAGGCUGUCGAAGUAAUUCACAGACCAGUUAGUGUAACUCUGUCAAAGGAAGAACCCAGGACAGAUCCAAGUUUUUUAGAAAAUGCUUUGAAAAAGCCUCUUAACAAAAAUAAGGAAAAAGCUGGGAGGAAAGAGGCUCUGAAAGAAAACCAGACUUUAAAAAAUGAAUUCAGGAAUUCUGAAUUGCCAGGAUCACUGGAAGAUUCAAAUAAUGACUAUUUUAGCACCAAAAAGAGUCAGUUUCUUUGGAAAAAUGAAGAUGAUGGAGUUAAUAACAUUAGAAGACAUGACAGUCAGAUAGGUAAAAAAGAAUACAUCACCUUACCAGAUCUUAAAGAUUUUCCUUCACUUCCUUGUCAAGGAAGUGAUGUCCCUGCUGAUUUUCCAGGAAUAACUGAAAUCUCUUCACUAGAGAUUCAUAGAAGGAAGGUUAUCAAACAAAUAAAACAAGUAAAGGAAGAAAGAAGGUAUCUGCAAAGAAUUAAAGAGGAGCUAAUAAAAGUUGAAAAGCAGUAUGAACAAAGCAUAUUGAGACAAUAUCGUGCCUGUGAUAGUUCGAAGAAAAAAUACUUUGAAACAAAGAAAGUGACAGCAUCAUUGGAGGAGGUUUUAGUAAAAUGUCAAGAAGAUUUAGAACUCUACUAUAAAAAACUGCUCCUGCAGCUUAAAGCUAGGGAGAUCAAGAUAAGACUGAAGACUAUAGCAAACAUCACAAACUCUAAGAAUAACCUUAUACUUCAUAUCACCGAGGUACAGUGUGCAAUUGACCAACUUAAGAGAAAAUCAGAUAUUCAGAAAAUAAAACUCAUCAUACAAGCUAAGAUGAGAAAACAAGCAAUUUCAGAUGUAUCCACACUGAAAGCUGCACUGACACAGAAAAAAUUAAUACAUCUUUACAACUUCAAUUAG
This is a messenger RNA of Phyllostomus discolor (pale spear-nosed bat), 1932 nucleotides long. It is a transcript of the gene SPATA1, whose product is annotated as spermatogenesis associated 1. NCBI's taxonomy places the organism in Eukaryota, Metazoa, Chordata, Mammalia, Chiroptera, Phyllostomidae. The record is from RefSeq and is a predicted model, not a curated record.